AUGUCUACAACCGACGAUAUGAGCUGGUUCUGGCAGCCCCACAAGUACGUUGCGCUCAAAGUCGGUAUUGCGCAUCGCGUGGCUGUGUCACCCGUUCGAAGAGAACUCGAGCUUAGCAAGCGCAUUCAACAGAACGCCGAGGAUGGAUGUGCCACCCUCCUUCGCCCCACCCUCGAUCACUUUCAACUCCGAGGAGAAGAUGGAUCUCGUCACGAAUGCCUCAUACACGAGCUGCUGCGCGAGUCUCUGUGGGAAUUCCAGCACCGUUUCACUGAACGGAAGCUCCCUGUAGCGUUCCUCAAGGCUUACAUUGUGCUGAUGCUCAAGGCUCUGGACUUUCUUCACACAAAGUGCAACUACAUACACGGAGAUUUGAAAGACGAAAAUUUCCUUGUAGCCUUCGAAGACCCAUCCGUCAUUCAAGAGUACAUUGCAAACCUCUCAAUAAAGCCACUGUCGCGGAAGAAUGAGGGGGAUCGCACAAUUUACAAAUCCAACCCCGAUUUUGGACUCUUCAAAUCUCUUCAAGUAGGUCCUCACCUCAUCAACUUCGGCAAGGCUCAGCCAGGCGGCGAUGAUACUCUUAAGCGCCAUCCAAUGCAAGCUGCGGCGUAUCGUGCUCCAGAGGUGCUGAUGGGUAUGCCUUGGUCGUACAGUCUCGACAUCUGGAAUCUCGGUGUCUUGAUUUGGAACAUGAUGGAAGAUCGGGACCUGUUUCGAAGACCUUGUACAGAGGAUGGGACGUAUGAUGCAAAGGCACACGUCGCACAGAUGAUUGCACUCCUCGGUCACCCACCUCCUGAAUUCCUGGAGUUUGAGAAGAAGUGGAGGGACGUUCCAUGGGUGCCCUGUCCUGAUGCGACUGGCAAAAUCUGUGUCUUGCCGGGAGAAUUCUGGGGCGGUCCGUUCUUCGACGAUGACGGCCGCUUUCUGUACGACAACAUGACCCCCCAAGACCUCAAUCUCUCUGAUACGGUACGGUCUCUCGACGAGGAUGACAAAGCGUCAUUCAUGGACUUUGCGAGCCAGAUCUUGAAGUGGGUUCCGGAGCAGCGAAAGACUGCUAAAGAAUUGCUCGAGCAUCCCUGGCUGGACUUGAAGGCCGAAGCACGCCGGGCUGAGAAGAGGCAGAACCAUGAGUCUUGA
This is a messenger RNA of Zasmidium cellare ATCC 36951, 1146 nucleotides long. RefSeq lists its product as uncharacterized. The transcript has 5 exons. Gene Ontology annotation, biological process: protein phosphorylation. Lineage: Eukaryota; Fungi; Ascomycota; Dothideomycetes; Mycosphaerellales; Mycosphaerellaceae. The record is from RefSeq and is a predicted model, not a curated record. Gene Ontology annotation, molecular function: ATP binding; protein kinase activity. The coding region runs from base 1 to 1146 and encodes 381 amino acids.